AUGCUUUCAACCAAUGGCUAUGCCGAGGAGCCAUCAGUUGUACGUCUUCUACAACACUUGGGCUGUGCCGCGGAUGUUGUUCCAUUAAACGAAAUAACAUGGAGAAAAUUUACCAUGAGCGAGUUUUGUGCGCAGCACUGUCUGAAUAGCCUUCUACAGGGACCGUAUUUUACUGUUGAAUCUCUUGCGGAAAUCGCGCAUAAUUUGGACGACAGGGAAAGGAGGGCGCGCAAUUCCAUGCAGUCGGAUUGUCUGAAUACUGAUGAAACUGGGAACUUUUCUGUGCAGGUGAUAGCAAUGGCUCUUCAAAAUCUAGGUCUUGAAUUGGUUCCCUACAUGCGCAAAUCUGAGGAAGCUGAAGCAGCCAGAGCUGAUCCGACAUCACAACGUGCCUUCAUCUGUCACUUUGAUAUGCAUUGGUUAGCUAUCCGUCGCCUAGGUCACCAGUGGUUUGAUCUCAAUUCUCUUCAUUCUCAACCACGGCUUAUUUCCAACACUUAUCUCUCCAUUUACCUGGCCCAGCUGAACUCUGAAAGAUACUCAAUAUGGUUUGUCACGGGUCACCUUCCCGAAUGUGAAGCCGAUCAGUAUUUGAUGCUGUACCCUAUAUCGGAGACUUAUCUGACACAACCUGGUCAUAGCUCGGGUAGCAAUGAAACUGAAAAAGACGCCGACCUACAGAAGGCCUUGGCAUUGAGUCUGCAAGAUGACUUCAACGAUAUUUCUCUUCAAUCUGUCCUCGCUGAGACAAAGAGGGAGGCGGAGGAUCUUGAAAUGCAGAGGGCUCUUCGAAUCUCUGCACAGGAAUCUCAUGGCUGUGUGAACGAUAAUAAUUCCACCCGUGGAUACAUUCCUUCACAUUUGAGAACAUUGGAAGACAUUGGUCGAUCUGAAGAAGACAGGGAUCUACAAGAAGCAAUUAGAUUAUCGUUGCAGUUUCAGGACGGAAAUUAA
This is a messenger RNA of Echinococcus granulosus, 954 nucleotides long. RefSeq names its product Ataxin-3. The record is from RefSeq and is a predicted model, not a curated record. The transcript has 7 exons. Bases 1 to 954 code for a protein of 317 amino acids. NCBI's taxonomy places the organism in Eukaryota, Metazoa, Platyhelminthes, Cestoda, Cyclophyllidea, Taeniidae. Gene Ontology annotation, biological process: protein deubiquitination. Gene Ontology annotation, cellular component: nucleus. Gene Ontology annotation, molecular function: cysteine-type deubiquitinase activity.